CUUCUGGUUGCAUGCAUUGUGUGCUCCGUCCGUUCCAUCAUCGCCGCCGGCCCAACCUGUUUCUCCGGGAUGGGAUGGGAUUGAAUGGGAUAGGAAGAGCGCGCAAUCCAUGCCGAGGAGAGCGAGACUUCUUGAUCGUCUUACGUGUCCCGGACGGCUCAGUGCUGUGCUAGAUCUUGAUCGGUUCGAAUCGUAGCGUUGAAUCGUUGGUGGCGGUGGAGUUCUUCCCGGUUUUGCCCUCGUCAGCAAAAGGGCCCCCUUUUGAGGGCGUGACACAGUUUUUAUUUCUUCGGGGGGACUGAGAAUGGUUUUGUGAGUUUGGAACAGUGAGUGACAAAACAUUUGGAGCGUAAUACAGAAUCGAUUAGCACCGCGUUUAGCUAUAGUUCGUAAGAUACAGUGACCUACUUUAGAUAGCGAAGAAGCAUGAUGAGAGUUAACGGUAAAUACCUGUGCGUGAUAUCAUUGGUGAUAUUUUCGAUUAGUGGCAGUGCUUAUACGACUCAGCGGUCGAACUUGCGGGAUGAUGAGGGAAGUCCGUUCCUGGAUAUGGCCUCGGAGUUCCUGCAGUCGCUUGGAAAUCAAAAUGGAGGCGGCGGUGGUGGCAACGCGGCAGCUGGACUGACCGGAAUUGCUUCCAUGUUGUUGCCAUUGAUGGCCAAUGCUAAUGCCGGAGGUGGUGCCAAGUCCAACAAUGACGGAGUUGGAGCGAUCCUGUCCGGAAUUGGAAGCAUGUUGGCUGGCGCCAAUGGUGGAAAUGCCGGAGGAGGUGGCGGUGGAUUUGAUCCCGCUCUAAUUGGCAACGUGAUCCAGAUGUUCGCUGGAGCGAAUGAAGAACAGCAGCCCCAAAGACGAUCCAAUAAACGCCAAAAGCGUCAGCAGAAGGCCGAUGAGGGCAACCCAAUUUUGGACACCGUUCUGACCGUGGCCCAAACUUGGCUGGCCAAUCAGAACAGCGUAGAUCACGAUGAAGAUCGUGAACCCCAACAUCCUGGAUUUAACGGAGAUACCAUCGCCAACCUCCUCCCCUUAGCCGUCCAAGCCUUCCAGUCCUUCUCCGGUCCGGACAUGGAAAAGACUCAGGAAAAGCACAAGGAUCAUUCGUGGGUUCUGCCACCCUUCCUAGAACAUAUCCACGUCAUGUGGGACCAAUUUACCCAAUCUGAGCUGGCGCAAGCCCUCUGGACCAAGAUCGGUCUGGAUACGGUGUUCAAGGGAUUCGUGGGUCGCGAUGGAAAACUGGACUACGAUAAGCUGUUUGCUACGCUGCAGAACCAGAGCUUCCGGCGGCGGUGGAUUAAGGCCGCCACCAUCUACUUGGCUGACUGGGCCAAUUACAUUGCCAAUCCGGAGGUCUAUCAGAGGUACGUUGCCACCGGGCAGAUGAUGGCCAACGGCUUCCUCCAAUCGCAGGGCUACCCCAAGCAGGCCCUCCUCGAUAUCGACCGCCCCAGCGAAAGCAUCUCCAACCUGAUCGAUCACGUCGCUAAAAAGCACCUGCAGGUCAAGAUCAACUCGGUGACGUACGUCAAGCCGGCCGUCAACUACGUCAAGGAUCUGCUCAAGCUGGGCAAAGCCAAGCAGUUCCUCAAGCAGUACAACGUCACCGAAAUGACCGACAAGCUGACCGAUACGCUAAAUUUGGAGGUAAUUGAACCGGUACUGAAAGUUCAUCGUGCCUACCGGCAUGCGAUCCAGACGCCCCACUGCGAUAAGUACAUUCUGUGCGAAAUCAAUUCGCACGAUCCGAACGAGAAGCGGGCGCUCGGCGGCUUCAAGCAGGGCGUGACCCGAUUCGGCAGCAUGGCGGCCUCGUGGUUCAUCAGUCAGGGAACGGGAACACCCUUCUGGACGCUGUUCGCCAUCAUCAACGAUCCGCACAACUGUGAGGUCAAACAUCCGGUCGAUUGCGUAGAAUACCACGAGAACGAAUACCGAGUGUCCACGGAGUAUCCACACAAUGAACUGUAGAAGGAGGACAAUAAAAGCGAUGCAGCGGAGGAGUUGUUCAUAAAAAAAAUGUGAUUGUUACAAGAAACAGGCAGAAAAUCGGGCGAUUUCCAAGACAAAACUGUCUCAAUUGAAAAGAAAGUAGACGAAAAAGAGCACGGAAACGCGUGCGGAGCGCACAUAAAUGGACACCGUGUGUUUUGAAAUUUACAUUUGAUUGGCUAUUGGAGGCGAUAUUCAUUCAUAUAUGCAUACAGAAAGACGUGUGGUGAUGGGCAAAAUAAGGGAGUUCAAAGCGGAACGACGGUAACGAAAAAUCGAUUGCGCGCGCAAAACGCACCGCACCCAUCUAGAUGGAGGAGGAAAAGAAAAUUAGACUUAAAACAAGCUCGUUUCGCGUAACGGUAGCAGCCAUGUGAGUAAACCGUUCAACUGGAUUGGUAUGCAAAAAAAAAAAAACGUUAGAAGGAAGGAAAUGCGAAAUGUGCCUUUUUCAACUUUAAAUGUGAAUUUCAAAACUCGGUCAUGCUGUGCUUGAAAGUUCGGAUCAGUGAGCCUGCUUUGAAGGAUCGGAAAUCGCACCCAAAAACAACAAAAAUCCAAAAAAUAAAUUAAUUUACAAAAAUCUA
Messenger RNA from Aedes albopictus (Asian tiger mosquito), 2579 nucleotides. RefSeq lists its product as uncharacterized. Bases 427 to 1971 code for a protein of 514 amino acids. The record is from RefSeq and is a predicted model, not a curated record. NCBI's taxonomy places the organism in Eukaryota, Metazoa, Arthropoda, Insecta, Diptera, Culicidae. The transcript is spliced from 4 exons.